This is a messenger RNA of Phalaenopsis equestris, 1468 nucleotides long. Its product is annotated as ELMO domain-containing protein A-like. The coding region runs from base 406 to 1203 and encodes 265 amino acids. The record is from RefSeq and is a predicted model, not a curated record. The transcript has 9 exons. NCBI's taxonomy places the organism in Eukaryota, Viridiplantae, Streptophyta, Magnoliopsida, Asparagales, Orchidaceae.
CAUCCAGAAAACGAGAGGGAGGGAACCAGAGGAAGGAGGCACUGUGUAACGAAAGACGAGGAAUCCAAGGUGGUGCUGGUCGAGAAUUGGUGGUACAGAUUUAAGGAGAGAUAGAGAGAGGUUCGAUCCUGAAGCUACUGCUUCCCGUUCCUAUCGUACGUUUACAAGAUACACCUUGCAUCCCUCCAGUUCUGCUCCUUUCUCUUGUCAGCCGUCGCGAUCCACGGAGGUAUCCAUCAGAUACAUCGCGCAGGGUUUCACUUCGCGAAGGAAACCCCUUGUUGAGAUUGCAAUAGCCAACGUUAUACUAGAAUUUGAGUCCAACUUCCUCUCUCUAACGUUGAUAGGAGCCCAUUUGUGGGGUGGAUUGGUUCUUGAGGUCCCGCCUGCGUGACGGCGUUGUUUAUGGAGGAGAGAGGAGAAUCAUCCGUGGCUGUGAGGAGGAUUCAGGGACUUGAUCGUGGGAGCAACUACAGCGCCUCUUCCGCUGAAGUUGUCACAGGAUCAACAGCAUGGAUUGGGAAAGGAUUUUCUUGUGUUUGUGCUCAGGGAAGAGAAAGUGAUGCUCGAAUAUCAUUCGAGCAUACUCCUUUGCAGGAAGAAUGUCUCCAGAAACUACAAAGUCGAUUAGGUGUUGUUUAUGAUAGUGCAAAGGUGGAACACCAGGAAGCAUUGAGGGCCCUCUGGGAUAUAGCAUUUCCUGAAGUUGAACUACAUGGUUUGAUAUCCGAACAAUGGAAAGAAAUGGGUUGGCAAGGAAAAGACCCAUCGACAGAUUUCAGAGGUGGAGGAUUCAUAUCACUAGAAAAUCUGCUGUUCUUUGCAAGGACUUUUCCUAAAUCCUUUCAGGAUCUUCUUCAUAAAAGAGUGGGUAACCGAUCGUUGUGGGAGUAUCCAUUUGCCGCCGCGGGUGUGAAUGUAACAUUCAUGCUAAUACAGAUGCUUGACCUACAAGCUGCAAAGCCAAGGACUAUGAUGGGAGCUGUGUUCUUAAAGAUACUUGAAGAAGACGAGCGGACCUUUGAUCUUCUAUAUUGCAUUUCUUUCAAGCUGAUGGAUCAUCAAUGGCUCACCAUGAAUGCUUCCUAUAUGGACUUCAAUGCGGUGAUGAAAGCCACCAGGCGACAGUUGGAGCGCGAGCUUCUGCUAGAAGACAUACAGCGUUUGGAAGACCUGCCGUCAUUUAGGCUGCUUCUUCGGUAAUUAUUAUUCCGACUCCGCUAACUUUAAUUUAGUACGAGUGGAAAAGGGAGCGUUAACUAUGGCUUUUCAGAAACUACAUGCUUCUUCUAGGAAAUUGUUAAGUGGUGGAUAAAGCAGAUGAUUGUUUUCUUUGGAUUGUAAGAAUUAUAGUUUGAUUUUAAGUGAGUGUGGUGUUGAUGUGAGUGAUUAAAUAAUAAUAAUGAUAAUAACAAUAUUUUUCUUACUUAUAUGUAUCAUAUCUAAUUGUUAUGGUUGUGUUUUUUAG